Calidris pugnax (ruff) is the source of this 7265-nucleotide messenger RNA. It is a transcript of the gene PIGO, whose product is annotated as phosphatidylinositol glycan anchor biosynthesis class O. Gene Ontology annotation, biological process: GPI anchor biosynthetic process. Gene Ontology annotation, cellular component: endoplasmic reticulum membrane. Gene Ontology annotation, molecular function: mannose-ethanolamine phosphotransferase activity. Lineage: Eukaryota; Metazoa; Chordata; Aves; Charadriiformes; Scolopacidae. The transcript is spliced from 11 exons. The record is from RefSeq and is a predicted model, not a curated record. Bases 26 to 3292 code for a protein of 1088 amino acids.
CCGGCGGGGCCGCGGCGGCCGCAGGAUGCAGCGGUGGCCGGUGCUGCUCUUCCUGGCCUGGGUCUGCCUCCUCUUUUUCGCUGGAAUCGGGCUGUUCAUGAGCGGUUUCCUGCUCACCCGGAUCGAGCUCCCCAGCAGCAGUUCCUGCUCAGACCCCCUCCUGCCGCCACCCUGGGAGAGGCAGAGCCUCCCGCCGGGCUCCUGCUGGGCGCCCCAGCGCUUUUCCAAGGCUGUGCUGGUCAUCAUCGAUGCCCUCCGGUUUGAGUUUGCCCGCUUCAACCCAGCCAAGGCCAGCCCGCUGCCCUACGAGAACAAGCUGGGCUUCCUGCACCACCUUGCCACCUCCCAGCCCCGCCAUGCCCGCCUCUACCGCUUCCGCGCUGAUCCCCCCACCGCCACCAUGCAGCGCAUCAAGGGCCUCACCACGGGCUCGCUGCCCACUUUCAUCGACGUGGGCAGCAACUUUGCCACUUACGCGAUCCAGGAGGACAACCUGCUGGCACAGCUGGUGGAGAACGGAAGGAGAGUGGUCUUCAUGGGAGAUGACACCUGGGAAGGACUCUUCCCAAAGAAGUUUUUCCGCUCGUAUUUCUUCCCUUCUUUUAACGUGAAGGAUCUUCACACUGUGGAUGAUGGGAUUCUGCAGCAUCUCUAUCCAACAGUGGACAGUGGUGAAUGGGACAUGUUGAUUGCUCACUUCCUCGGCGUGGACCACUGUGGGCACAAGCAUGGACCUGACCAUCCCGAGAUGGCUAAGAAGCUCACUCAGAUGAACGAGAUGCUCAGGUCCUUGGUGGAUCACCUGGGGAACGACACCCUUCUUCUGGUGGCUGGGGACCAUGGCAUGACAGAGACCGGGGACCAUGGUGGCGACAGCGAGAAGGAAGUGAACGCAGCACUGUUUGUGUACAGCAAAACACCCCUCUUUGGCACAGGCCCUCCAGAGGAGCCUGAGGCCGUUCCCCAGGUGAACCUGGUGCCCACGGUGGCCCUGCUGCUGGGUGUGCCCAUCCCCUACAGUAACAUCGGGGAGGUGAUGGCUGAGCUGUUCUCCGGGGACGGCGAUGCUGUGUCUGCGGCCUUGCAGCAGCUCUCCGUCUAUCACAUCAACGCCAAGCAGGUGGACCGCUUCCUGCACUCAUACUCGCUGGUGGCUCAGGACCUGCCAGCAGAGCAGCUCCAGCGCCUGCAGGAGCUCUUCUCCAGCGCCGUGGAGGAGCACACUCAGCUCUUGGCUCAGGUGCAGGGAGCGACGCUGGUGCCUCCAGAGCUGGAGUCCAGACUGGGAAGCCUCAUCGGUCGCUUCCAGCUCUACCUGCGGGAGGCACGGGCUGUGUGCACCCAGUCCUGGGCCCGCUUCCAUCCCCUGCGAAUGGUGGGGGGCUGCGCCCUCAUUGCUGCUUCCUGCUUGCUCUGCUAUGUGACCUCCGAGCUGGCUGCAGCAUCAGACUCUUUCUAUCGCAGCUGCCUCCUGUACCCGCUGCUUUGGGGCCUCGCGGCGGCUGUUCUGCUCGGGCUGGCCCGUGCCUUCACCCAGGAGGGGCUGGAUCUCCUCCUGGUGUCAGCAUGGGCAGCCGCAGCUUCUCAGCUGGGUUUUUUCUGGCACUGGUGGGGCCGGAACCCCAAGCGAACCCGUUUGGCGGGCAGUCAGCCACCUUUGGCCAGCGUUGGCCUGAGGCAGAGGUUGCGAGCGUGGCUGGGGCUGGCCUUCCCCAUGAGCAUUCUGCUUUUCCGCUGCGGAGCUAUGUUCUCCGAUAGCUUUGUGGUGGCCGAGGCCCGGGUGGCCCCAUUCCUGCUGGCCUCCCUGGUGAUGUUGCUGGUAGGGAAGCUCCACUGGGACGGUCGCCUGACUGUGCCAGAAGGCCCCAAGCAGCAUCUCCUUGGCUUUUCUUCUUACAGAAGAGAGAUCUGGUACCUGCUGUGCCUUGUGGCCACGCUCCUGGUCUGCGUGCGCCUCUCCGGUUUCUUCCACCAGUGCCGCGAAGAAAUCCCUCAGUGCCGGCCCUCUCUUUUCCUCUCCCCCCUUGCCAGCCUGAGAAACACGCGGGCCAAGAACCUCUUCUACCUCCUGUGCGUGGCCUUGCUGGCUGGGCUGGUCUAUGCAGUGCGGAGCUGGCUGCGACACUACGGCAACCUCAACAGCUCGGACCCCCUCGUGCUCUUCGUGCGCUGGGGUUUCCCACUGGUGGUCCUCUGCAUCGCCUGCUACUGGGCCGUUGCCUCCAGCGCUGACGACUCCCUCGGCAAGCUGCAGGAGCUGGUGCAGGUGGCAGUGGUUGCCUUUCCGUGGGCCGUCUAUGGACUAGCAUCCGUGGGGCUGCUGCUCCUGCUGUGCAACCCCAUGACAGUGUUGGCGAAGGACACACGGGAGCCGGCAGGAUCCAUCGUCACUCCCUACCUGGGGGUUCCCAGCUCUGAAGUCGACUUCCUCCACGUCAUCCCUCAGAUCUACAAGAGGAUGCAGGAGUCUCAGAAGAGCCGCCUGGAGCGGGGCAGAUGCAAGGCCACCGUUGCAGCGUAUGGGCUGGGCAGUGUGUACUCGGCAGCCCUGGUCAUAGCACUCACCCUUCUGGGCUUCCUCUUGAUGCUCCUGCACAGUGAGCGGCUGAGUCUCGCCUUCCUUCUCCUCUUCCUGGAGGCCUUCGUGCUGCUGCACAUCCACACGCGUGCCAGGGGCCUUGCUGGAGAUGCUGAGCCUUUUUCGGUGCCCUGGUAUGCAGUCAUCUCCUGGCUCCUUGCUGCUUCGCAGUUCUUCUAUUCCACAGGCCACCAGCCCAUCUUCCCAGCCAUCCACUGGAAUGCAGCCUUUGUGGGCUUCCACUUUGACCACAGCACGAACCUCCUGCCUGCUGUCCUGGUGGGCGCCAACACCUUUGCCUCCCAUAUCCUCUUUGCAGUUGGCUGCCCUCUGCUCCUGCUUUGGCCCUUUGUGUGUGAGAUGCCCAGCUCACAGAAGAGGAAGCCCAAGAAGGAGACCCGGGAGGAGCUGCAGGAGGUGGAGGAGCACAUGAUGGAGAUGAGGCUGUGGGAGUCCCCGGAGAAGUUCUUCACUGCACUGCUGCGGCUGGGGCUGAAGUACCUCUUUGUCCUUGGGACACAGCUUCUGGCCUGUGUUUGUGCAGCUAUGAUCCUCAGGAGGCACCUCAUGGUCUGGAAGGUCUUUGCCCCAAAGUUCCUCUUUGAGUCUCUGGGCUUUGUGGUGAGCAGCAUCUGCCUCCUGCUGGGGAUCUCCCUGGUGAUGCGUGUGGACUGUGCUGUCAGCACCUGGUUCAGCCACCUUCAGCUCAGGUAACGUUGGAGAUGCGGGGAACCUGACCGUGCUCGUCGGCCGAGGCUGUGGUUGUCUCCCUGGGGCCAGGAGGGAUACACGAGCUACCAGCAACGAGUGCCUGCCGACAACAGUCAGGGGUUGUCCCCAGCUCCCUGCCUAAGCACUGCACGAAAGGACCGGAGCCGACUGUUCCCCUCUCACUGCCGUGGUGUUUCUCAGCAGUGGAGAUCAGAGCUCUCGCUGGGCCUCUGUAGGCAGCAGGAGGACUCUGCUACAGGAGCUCAAGAAGCAAGAGUCCUGAAGUGCUCCUCUGGAGAAACACCAACGGGGGGUCUUGCUGCUACUUUCCUGACAGCUGUCCCCACUGUGCAACUGGCCGGCUUCAGUGGACUAACGGGAGGGGGCCUGCUGAGGAGGGGAAGGAAGGGAGGAGAGGGAAGGUCCUGCAGCCACCACUUCUCUUCGUGCUCAGUUGUCAUGCUGGCAUCAAAGUGCACACGGUUACACCUACAGAUGAUUCCCUGGGUCUCGGUGGCAGCUGCUCCUCUGUAAAGUCAGUUGGCAGCUCUGUAGGGAGGGCCCUUCUGCACACCUCUCCCAUUUUCCUUGUCUUCCUCACCCCUACGAAGAGUCCCCCUGUGAAGGGGAUCAGGCUGGGCUGCCUCAUCCAGCCUGAAGUAGGCUCAGCUUUUUUUGGGAGGGUGGUAGCAGGGAGAACCGUGUCCAUGACCAAGAAAACACUCCAGUCGUGGUCUAGGCCUGUCAGUGUCCCCUUGGGCUGGGCUGUAGCAGCUGAGGCUCCCAGUCUCUUCCUGAGCAUGUGCUGCUGGAUGCUGGCUGUUGGUUUUGAAUGGUUGAGGUGCAGCAGGAUGCAGUGACAGAGUCAUCCCCAUACCGGAUUUGGUCAGGAGGAAUGGGGAGUCUGGAGUAGCUGUCCCAACUGUAGGAGAGGCCUUGGUGUGAACUCCGGUGCCUGGGAACUGCUGCUUGAAAGCCCUGAGCGGGCGACAACUCUUCUAGGGGUUGGCUUAACCCAUCGGUAUCUGUGUAGGUGCCUGGUGGUUGUGUCACUUUGAAGGGACCCCAGAAACUGCAGCUGAUGGCAUCUGUGAUCCCACACGUGGUGCUCAUCUCCCCCUUGACCUUGGUGUUCUGUGUGGGAGGUUGUGCCACGAAUGAGUUGCCCCAAACCUGCCUUGGCUGCUCGCAGUCAAGGAGACACCGUGUUUCUUUAUGGGCAGAGGUAGGGAACAGCGACCACGGUGCCUGGCCACAUUCCAGCUAAAUUCCCCCCCGCAGUUCUGAUGGAAGCUGGGGGUUCCUUACUGCCCCGAACCACUGUGUGGCAUUACUUGGUGCUAUGAAACCUUUUGUCUCUUUCCCCUCCGGGAAGAGCUGAGGAUGGCUUGCCUGGGAUUCCAGCUUUGGUUUUUCUUCUGGUCCCAGUUGUUUGUUUAACUCAUGCACGGUGUCUGCCCCUGUUUGAGUUCCUCACUGCAGACCUGCUGCCCUGUCUCCAGGCUCUUCCUCUCUCCUGUCCUGGGGAAAGUGUCUCGUCACUUCUCUCAUCAUUCUAUUUCUCAUCAUUCCACCCAAGCGCCCUGUUGCUGUGGAAAGUGGCUCCUGAGGGCAGGUUCAUUUUUCUGUUUUACCCCCAGCAAAAUGCUCGCUCAGGUGUGAGGGUUGCAAUUGCAGGGAGGCUUAAACUGCUCUGAAUUUUGGGUUUCCAUUGCCUGGCCCCCUCCUGACCUGCUGGCUGUGUUCUCACACCUCACCCUCCCAUCUCCCCUGCCCUGGGGGCCUGUCCUGCUUGAUUUCAUGCCAGGGCUAGUGCAAGGGCAAGCUGGAAGCAGCAAGAACGCAUCAGCAUGGACUUAAGCAAUCCCACCCUUAAAAACAGGUUAUUUGCUCUAUACUGUGACUCCUUGGCAGCCAGAAGGUUCUUGUUGCUGAGAGGACAGUGCUGGUGGAGAGGACAGGGUUGGAGGUAGCAGCUACCCAGGGAAUUUUCAUUUAGUGUGAGGUCAGUCUAGAUAACAUGUUGCUAAACCCUGAGCCUGGAGCACUAGAAGCUUUUGUUGUAACCUGGUCAGGACCUUGCUGCCCAGCUCUAUUUGUGCGGGCAGACAGAACCCCUUAUGGUUGCUCAUGCUGCAGAACUGGCCCCUGACAUCCCCACAGCUGCCACCCAGGCCCCUGGGCUUCAUUCUCUCCCGUCUUUGGGACUAGUUCUGUGGCCACCAUCAUGCUGCUGGGCCUCCCCGUGCCCAUUGUUCGUGGUUAGAGCACUCCGACAGUGUGUGGGGCGUCCUCUCCUCCUGCCUCCGUGUCACCCCUCUGCCUUCCACCUGGGGCUGGGGGCUCACGGCCCCCGGGGGGCUGGGGCAGAGCAGGGUGGGGGACAGCAGAGCUGCAGCGCUGUGAAACCACGCACACGGGUCUCGCCGGAAAAUAGAAAAACCUCACAGUGACAGAGAUGGGAGUACAUCUCUGUGGCUGCGGAGAUGCCAAGGAGUCCUCACUGCUCAGCCAAGGCAGACUGGCUUGCUGCUACACCAAAGAAAUUCGGAUUCAAGAGGAACAAGUUUUCCAAGGGCUGGAGAUGUUCUUGCUUUCUUCCAUUGACUUUUUAUUUGCCUUUCCCGGCUGCCCUUGAGCUGAUGUUUGGCUGAUGUUCUCCUGAGUGUGCUGGGGAUAACGGACUUAACGUCGGUCCAAGGCUUCGCCACCUUGGAAGUGUGCUGCUGAUGCUAGAGCAGACUUGGCUGUCUCUGCUGAUCUAGAACCCCAAGGAGUGUCUGGAGAGAGGUUCCUGCUGGCCCAAACCAAGGCUCCCUGGGAAACACGGUCUCCUGGGGAGCCAUCUCUGCCCCAUUUACAACUGCUGAGGUUGUCACUGAAGCCUGCUGGGUUCUCUUCUGGACCAGUUAUUCCAAGCAGUUUGUUUCAGGCCCCGUGUCCCUUGGCUGAGCAUGACGGGGGACACAUCGUCCUCGGUGUGCUCCUCAAAGCUGCUGCUCGUUGGGCUUUUGGAAGUGUUGUGCUUGCACUCCUUGGCAGGGUUCCUGCCCAGCGUCUUGUCCCUCUCCUGGGAAACUUCCCUAGCUCAGGCCAACUGUGGGACAUUGUGUCCCGUGGUCAUGGCACAGCACAGGGGUGGAACCAUGUCUAGUGACCACUGGGAAGGGUGGUGACUUUUGGGGGCAUCUCCCCGCCUCGAUCUCUAGGGCUGGCACUGCCUGUGUGUCUGUCCCAGGGGGUGACACUGCUGCAGGGGGGCCAGGGCUCCAUCUGCUCCCUCUUCCACACCCAUUCUUUGGUCCCAUCUCCCUCUGUUCUUCCCUCAACCCUUCACCCCGGGGCAGGGUCACGUUCCCGGUGCCCGUGUGUCCCCGGGGUGGGGGGUGGGAAGCACUGCCCUCUCCCCCCAGCUCCCACUCGACUCCCCGCAUGACUUGAAGCGAGACUGUCAUUUUAUUAUUAUUUUGUUGUUGUUGUUGUUAUUAACCUCUCUGUGCCUCAGUACCCAAUUUGGGGUAAAAAACAAAAAAAAAAGGGGAUGGACCCAAGUUCUGGAAAGCAGUUUGGGAGCUCUGCGUGCAACGUGGUGCUACGCUUUCCUGGGUAUAUCUGGCCAUUAAUGCUUCUGUUCCCGUUCAGCAGCUACACCGGGAAGGUGGAAGUGAUGCUUGAGUAGGAAGUAGAGCCUUUUUUCCUUCAGAAAAAACCCAAAACCGGGCAAUCUGGCAGCACUCAUUCACCCAACAGCUCGGCCUCUGCGCUGCCACGGUCCUUGAGGCCUGUGCUCCGUAUCCAGCCCGCUUUUGCGACUGCCAGCCCGUCGUACCUGGCGCACAGGGGACGCUUAGUUAAUUAAACAACUUCAUUAAUUAAUCGGUGGUGGUGAGGGGAGGGGGGUGAGAUUUGCCGUCCGAAGGUUGUGGCGCGGGGCUCCGGAUGUCUGCAAAUAAAUAAAGCCGUGCGGUGGCGAGGC